AUGAAGCAAGAAGACGAGGAUUGCAUGGAAAAGAAAGAAGAAAUCCUGUAAGCCUUCUGGAACUUCGGCAAGUGCCGGUUAUUGAAGACGGUGAACAAGCCGGUACCUCGUUUGCCGUGCCGUCAGAAGGAGAAGAUAAUUUGGCUGGUGAGUCAUUUCCUGGGGUUUCUCAGCAGGCUAAGCUAGGAGAGGAGCUGGGGGUAUUAUUUCAGGCUUUACAGGGCAAGGUGGGUAGUGCAGCUUUACUCUGGGUUCAGGAGGAUUUUGAGAAAUUAUCACAAUCACCUAUGCCUAGAAAUAAUACAGUUAGUUGA
Molecule: messenger RNA, 314 nt
Organism: Pelobates cultripes (western spadefoot toad)
Lineage: Eukaryota; Metazoa; Chordata; Amphibia; Anura; Pelobatidae
Source: the annotation of a GenBank genome assembly